Messenger RNA from Letharia lupina, 3042 nucleotides. RefSeq lists its product as uncharacterized. The record is from RefSeq and is a predicted model, not a curated record. The transcript has 6 exons. The coding region runs from base 1 to 3042 and encodes 1013 amino acids. NCBI's taxonomy places the organism in Eukaryota, Fungi, Ascomycota, Lecanoromycetes, Lecanorales, Parmeliaceae.
AUGACCACACCUGCAGAGAUCGCUGCGUCACUGACCAUGGAUGACAUACCGGUCAAGCUUCGCUGCGCAGCUUGCAACAAGCUUGCCAACAACGCGUUCCGCCUGCCGUGCUGUGAUCAGUCAAUAUGCGAAGACUGUCAGGCUUCGCUCCCUGUAGCUUGUCCAGUAUGCUUGCAUGAGCCUAUGGUGCCCGACGAUUGUCGGCCAAACAAAGCACUGCGAACUACAAUCAAAGUUUUCCUCAAGAAGAAGGUUAUGGAGCGUGAAACGGCUAGGAAGAAAGAAGCUGUGGAGAAAGUGUCUGCUACACCGGCCACUCCUGCUACGCUAUUACCAGAUCAGACACCAGCUCCACAACCACCCGAGACUUCGGCGCCGCCUCUCACAUCUGCAGUAACAGACAGUAGCGACGCCAAGCAAGGCUCUCGCGAUGUGUCCCAGCCCCCCCAGUCCCAGGAACGUGCAGGCUCGAAGACUGAGGGGUCAGCCAUACCUACUGAGGCCCAGAAAGACAUUCCACAGGAUUCUAUUGAGUCACCUGGUGCCGAGAUUUCUAGACGAGCAUCCACGCAAACGGCUGGUGACGGUAGCGUUGGUCAGGAAAAGACAGAUGAUAACGAAAAGCAAAUGGAGCAGCAGCAGCAGCAGUCUAUGGGUCAGAAUGAGCAAUGGGCACAAAACAAUGUGCAGGGGAUGAAUAUUGGCGGCUUCGGUUUCGAUGGUACCAAUGGUGGCUUUCCCAAUAUGGGCUUCAAUGGGGUGGGAGACUUUAACCAAAUGAUGCAAUUCGGAAUGCCCAACCCUAUGAUUGGCGCAUUUCCCAACAUGAUGGGUAUGCCAGGCAUGGGCAUGGAUCCUAUGACCAUGUCGCAGGGUAUGUACGGCGGCUUCAGCGGGCAAGGCAUGGGUAUGAAUGGCAUGAACAUGGGCAUGGGCUUCAAUAAUGCUGGACAAGGAGCGUUCGGAGGAGGAUUCAACGGGCAACCCGCAGCAUGGAACGCAGGCCAAGAUAAAUUCAAUCAAAAUGCUUAUGCUGGUCAGGCAGGAAUGGGCGGUGGUGACUUUGGAGCUAAUACUGGAUAUGGUGGAUAUAAUGUGCCACCGCAUCAAGGAAACUUCAACCAGAUGCAUCAACAUCAAUAUCCCAAUAAUGAUUUCCAUCACGGUCACCAUGGCCAAGGCUUCCAAAAUCGCGGUCGUGGCCGAGGUCGUGGAUACACAAAUGCAGGACGCGGUCGCGGAGGCUACAGUCAGAAUUUUUCUCAAGGUAAUCCAAAUCAGAACCAGACUAACCACGAAUCGUUCCAUCAGCAAGUACCACCACAAGUCACGCGGAGAGGUUCCCCAACUUAUGGCCCACAACAAGAUCAGCCAGCGCAACAGCAACAGGAUCAGGGCACUACUGGAAGCCAGCAGGACGCUAGGCCAGAGGAGAAUGCCAUCGGGCUUACGGCUGAAGAGCAGCUCAACAAAGAGCUUGACCCUGGCGAUGCAGAUGAAAACGCUGAGAAGCCUCCAGAUCUAUCUAUCAAGGAGGAACAAGUAGAACCGCCAGCGGAACAAGCGGUCGCCAAGACAGAGGCCCCAGAAGAGACCCAGCCUGAGACAGUGCCGGAAACGAAAGAAGAGAAGCCCGAAGCUAUACCAGCCUUCGUAUCCGAUGAAGUUUCAAAGCCAGAGGUACCUGCUGUCAAUACCAGCGCCUCUGUUCCGCCCACGAUGAUGCCUCCACCUAGCCCUAUGAUUCCCACAGGUCCCUCAGCUUUCCAUGCCGACCAACCACUAGACACGAGUCCACGGGGCCGUGGUGCUGGCCGUGGCUUCUAUGGGAGUCCGGACUAUCGUGGUGGAUCGCGUGGCCGAGGCUCUGGGUACCCUCUUCAUAACGGCUUUCCUCGUGUCACUCCACCAAUAGUAAAGGCUGUCGCUCCUCCUAGUGCGCCCAAGGGUCUUGGCGUCGAAGGUGCGCCCAAGGGCCCCAAGGCCUUCAGACAGGGCCAACCAAACACUGGUAUUAAAGGAUUCUCCAUAGUUGGCCGCGCUUCUGUUGUCGCGCAAAGUGGACCUAACAGUUCCACAGCAACUAAAAGCCCAUCCCGUGAACGCUCACGUUCCCCCACCAAGCAUCAAUCCUCCCACCACCGACAUCAUCGCCACCGCUCCACCAGCCCCUCAAGCGACAGCGAGCAUGAGAAGCGACGAGAGCGCCACCGUCGUCAUUCUCGGAAGCACGAGGACGAGAACGGCGAGACCAAGGAAUCCAAAGAUUCACGCACAAGAGUCGCAUCAGCCGAUUCAUCGACUAAGCGAGCCUCGCAUCGAAGCCGUCGUGAUCACGACAAAGAAAAGGACACAGAGCGAAGCAGUCACCGCUCGCACCGAUCCCACCAUGAUAAAAGCAGAGACGAUGACAAGGACCAUCGAAGCAACAGGAAGCGAUCAAAGUCCCCAGAGAUCACUAUCAACGGCGCCAGCAGACGCACCAUACCCAGCACUAACACCAACGCUAAUGGCCAUACCAAAAAGCACGAUGACCCCUUCCAAUCAUUGCGCAAGCGGCGUUCCGAUGACGAAGAGCACGAAGACCAUCACCGGGAACGGAAGCGCUCUCGCCGCGAGCACGAAGACGUGCCCGAAGAGAAGGAAAACGGUCACCGUUCCUCCAAACCCAGCAAGCGUGAAAACAAAGAUCCAAGAUCCAACCACGAUAGACCUCCCAAAGGGCCCGCCCAGGAAAAGGAAAAGGAAAAGCACAAGCCUCUGGAUGUGGAGACCGAAAAGCCGAAGUCACCCCCCAAAGGACCGAAGAUAGACCAGCACGCCCGAGAGCGCGAGGCGAGGAAUGCGGAGAGGGUGGCCAGAGAGGAGCAGCGGAAGGCGAGGGCGAUGGUGGGGCAGAUUGGGGGCGGGAGCGCGGCGGGAAGUGGGAGGGUCAACGGGAAGGCUGCGGGCCCGGGGAGGAGGAUGAGCUACAAGUACGAGGAUGAAGAGACUACGCUCAUGAAGGGGGAAACCGAGCGGGAGGCUCUGCGGUAUCGGUGA